Molecule: messenger RNA, 723 nt
Organism: Leptonychotes weddellii (Weddell seal)
Lineage: Eukaryota; Metazoa; Chordata; Mammalia; Carnivora; Phocidae
Source: RefSeq, a predicted model, not a curated record
AUGACAGCCAUAUUCCCUGCUGUAAAGAAGAAAUUUAUGGCAGAACUCAAGGAAUUACGGCACAAAGAGCAGAGCCCGUAUGUUGUUCAGAGCAUUAUCAGCUUGAUAAUGGGGAUGAAGUUCUUUCGAAUUAAGAUGUAUCCAGUGGAGGACUUCGAGGCUUCUCUUCAGUUUAUGCAGGAAUGUGCACAUUAUUUCCUCGAGGUCAAAGACAAAGAUAUCAAGCAUGCCUUGGCUGGGCUUUUUGUUGAAAUUCUUGUCCCAGUUGCUGCCGCUGUUAAAAAUGAAGUAAAUGUUCCCUGCCUUAGAAACUUUGUUGAAAGCCUAUAUGACACCACGCUGGAACUUUCUUCUCGAAAGAAGCAUUCGUUGGCCUUGUACCCCCUGGUGACCUGCCUUCUCUGCGUCAGUCAGAAGCAGCUGUUCCUGAACAGGUGGCACAUUUUCCUCAACAACUGCUUAUCCAACCUUAAAAAUAAAGACCCCAAGAUGGCUCGAGUUGCACUGGAAUCUCUGUACAGAUUACUUUGGGUUUACAUGAUUCGAAUUAAAUGUGAAAGCAACACAGCUACUCAGAGCCGUCUUAUAACCAUCAUCACAACACUUUUCCCCAAAGGGUCCCGUGGUGUGGUGCCAAGGGAUAUGCCUCUGAACAUCUUUGUGAAAAUCAUCCAGUUCAUUGCCCAGGUAAUGGAGAAGCUUCUGGCAGUGGGAGUAAUCUAA